Messenger RNA from Populus euphratica (Euphrates poplar), 1334 nucleotides. RefSeq names its product Plastid-lipid associated protein PAP / fibrillin family protein. The coding region runs from base 94 to 951 and encodes 285 amino acids. The record is from RefSeq and is a predicted model, not a curated record. Lineage: Eukaryota; Viridiplantae; Streptophyta; Magnoliopsida; Malpighiales; Salicaceae. The transcript is spliced from 8 exons.
UCAAGAGCGAAAGCAAAAGGUUAGGAAUUGAAAGAGGGGGGAGAUAACAUAGCAGGAUAUUGCAAGCUUCCAGGCCUAUAAUCCUGCGAAGAAAUGAACAUGGCUUUUGCUACUUCCUUGUAUCCUGCAACUGGAAAGAGACCCAUUUUCAAAAUUAUUAACCCUUUUACUUGUAACGCUGCCGCCAGAAGAAAUUUCACCUUUCGAAGAAACUUUUCAUGUUCAGCAACUGUAGCUACUGAUAUCACUGCUCGGGUAUCUGAAUUUGAGAUUGAGAACCAAAAAAAUGAUUUGUUGAGAUUGGUCCAAGACACGCAACGAGGGCUUGUUACCACUCCUGAUCAACGCUCUUCUAUUGAGGAGGCUCUAGUGAGCUUGGAAGGAUUCAACGUGGGGGAGUCAGUUGACCUGGUGCUGCUGGAUGGCACGUGGCGCCUACAGUACACCUCUGCCCCUGAUGUCCUUGUUCUCUUUGAAUCUGCUGCAAGGUUUCCCUUCUUUCAGGUUGGGCAGAUCUUCCAGAAAUUUGAAUGUAGAGAUCAGUCUGAUGGUGGUGUCAUUCGCAAUGUUGUUCAAUGGAGUAUCCCAACAUUGUUAGAGGAACAAGAAGGUGCUACUCUCCUUGUUUCUGCAAAAUUUAAUGUUGUUUCUGCACGCAACAUCUAUCUUCAGUUUGAAGAGAUAAGCAUUCAAAAUAUUAGAAUCAGUGAAGAGUUGCAAGCUUUAAUAGCUCCGGCACUGCUACCCCGUUCAUUUCUUAGUCUACAGAUCCUACAGUUUAUCCGUACUUUCAAAGCUCAUGUUCCUGUAAGAAACCCAGGAGACCCAGGGAGGCGAUCAGUGGGAGGCCUAUAUUACCUCUCCUAUCUGGAUCGCAAUAUGCUUUUGGGGCGUGCUGUAGGAGGUGGUGGAGUUUUUGUCUUUACCAGAGCUCAGCCUAUUGACUUGUGAGGGACAACCCUUGCUUGUCUUAUUUACUACCCGGCAUACACAAAACUACCAAUCAAAAACUUGAUUUGGAAAUGGCAAGAUGGGGAAUGAGUGGCACGGGAGAUAAGAGCCACAAAGCAAGAGACUGAUAGUCCAAUGGCUGCAAGGAUUUAGAAACGAUGGAUCCCUUAGACCAUUAUUUUCUCCUGCUCUUCCCCGCAGGCAAGAAAGUAACCUUCCGUAGCUCAGCAGUAUGCUGCUCUUCUAUUACAUGUAUCCAUAUUUCAUUUAUUUACUUGUUGUACAUUUUGGUUUAAAUUCUCACCGCAAUAACAUUUGAAUAUAUCACUGCCGAGAUUUGUAAACUGCUCGGAGGGAUACAAAUCUACAAAGAAGUUUUUGUG